Molecule: messenger RNA, 990 nt
Organism: Anisakis simplex (herring worm)
Lineage: Eukaryota; Metazoa; Nematoda; Chromadorea; Rhabditida; Anisakidae
Source: the annotation of a GenBank genome assembly
AUGGCUGCGGUCGCAGCAAAUUCACGUGAUUUCAUAGUGGCGACCAAAUAUAAGUUGAUUCGGAAGAUUGGUUCGGGUUCAUUUGGAGAUAUUUAUUUGGCGAUUAAUAUCACAAAUGGAGAGGAGGUUGCCGUCAAAAUGGAGGCGAAUAAGGCGCGACAUCCACAAUUGCUCUAUGAGAGCAAGGUAUAUAAAAUAUUGCAAGGUGGAGUCGGAAUACCACACAUUCGAUGGUAUGGCACAGAACGAGAAUACAACGUACUCGUAAUGGAUCUGUUAGGACCGUCGCUCGAGGAUUUAUUCAAUUUUUGUAGUCGACGUUUUACGAUGAAGACAGUACUGAUGUUGGCUGACCAGAUGAUUGGGCGUAUUGAGUAUGUGCACGUCAAGAACUUUAUUCAUCGCGAUAUUAAGCCUGACAACUUCAUGAUGGGUAUUGGUCGUCACUGUAAUAAGUUAUUCUUGAUCGAUUUCGGCUUGGCGAAGAAAUAUCGUGACUCUCGAACUCGGGCACAUAUACCAUACCGGGAGGAUAAGAAUCUAACUGGAACAGCACGUUACGCAUCAAUAAAUGCUCAUUUGGGUAUUGAACAGUCACGUAGGGAUGAUAUGGAAUCGUUGGGUUAUGUGUUGAUGUACUUCAAUAAGGGAACGCUCCCAUGGCAAGGACUGAAAGCUGCGACCAAGAAACAAAAAUACGAAAAAAUUAGUGAAAAGAAAAUGUCGACGCCUGUUGAGGUUCUAUGCAAAGGCUUUCCAGCCGAGUUUGCAAUGUAUUUAAAUUACUGUCGUGGAUUGCGUUUCGAUGAAGCACCUGACUACAUGUAUCUCCGUCAACUUUUCCGUAUUCUCUUCAGAACGCUUAAUCAUCAGUACGAUUACACAUUCGAUUGGACAAUGCUGAAACAAAAAGCUUCACAAAAUACGGCAGCCGCGCUAGCUUUGGCUGGUUCAGGACAAGGAGGAGUACCAUCAAUGCAAGAUCAUUAA